AUGGGCUGCAAUCUGUGUACUUUUCAGAAGAGAGAGGAGCACUACAAACUGCUGUAUGAAGUUGCACAGGUUAAUGGGAAGGAUCUUACCAAAGCUACCCAUGAAGAAGCUGUUGAAGCCUUUCGUAAUGCUAAAGAACCAAUUGUAGUGCAAGUUUUAAGAAGAGCACCUCUUAAUAAAGUCCAUGGAGUGAUGCAAGAGGUUCAACUGGUUAAUGUUAGCACACAGACAGAUAUCACGUUUGAACACAUCAUGGCUCUGGCCAAACUCAGACCUUGCACUCCACCAGUUCCUGACAUCUGCCCUUUUCUCCUUUCUGACAGCUGCCAUUCUCUUCACCCGAUGGAGCAUGAAUUUUAUGAAGGUAAUGAGUAUCUUUCCAGCAUGCCCGCUGAUGGUGAAAGACCUGAAGACUUUGAGUAUGAGGAGGUAGAGUUGUGUCGACAUAACAGCCAGGAGAGACUGGGUCUGACUGUCUGCUACAGAACAGAUGAUGAGGAAGACACUGGAAUUUAUGUCAGUGAGGUCGACCCAAACAGUAUUGCUGCAAGAGAUGGGCGUAUCCGAGAAGGAGAUAGAAUUUUGCAAAUCAACGGUCAAGACGUCCAGAAUAGGGAGGAGGCUGUGGCUUUGCUAUCCAGUGAUGAAUGCAAGAAAAUAAUUCUGCUUGUUGCAAGACCAGACUUACCGCUGGAUGAUGGGUGGCUUGAUGAUGAAAGGAAUGAAUUCUUGGAAGAAUUAAACAUGGAGAUACUGGAAGAACAAAACAAUGAAGAAAUGCAAUACACAACUGAUGAAGUGCAACUGCAAAAGAAGCCAGAAGAUGAAGAUAUCACAACAGACACAGCAACUUCCUCAUCCAAUAAUCCUGAAAAAGACAGUGGUAUGGGGCGUACAGAUGAAAGCCAUCGUAAUGAUGAAAGUUCUGAAGUAGAAAAUACUGUAGAAGAACAGAACACUACUCUGCAGUGUAAUAGAGAACUAGGUCAAAGUCAUGAUACAUUGGGAAGCAUUGAGUUAAAAUGCAAUGAAAGCUUUGUUUCUGGGGAGUACAUUGAUUCUGACUUUGUUGGUAACCAAGAAGAGGAGUGUGAUAAGUUUCGACAGUUGUUGGAACUCAAGUGCAAGAUUAGAAAUCAAGGAGAAUAUGAUCUUUACUAUUCGAGCAGGACUAUUGAAUGUAGUAGAGCUAAUCAAGGUGGUGUAGAACAUGAACUACAGUUAUUAAAUGAAGAACUGAGAAAUAUUGAGCUUGAAUGCCAAAGUAUUAUGCAGGCUCAUAGACGUAAAAAUGAAAGAGACCAUGCUGAAGAGGUCUGGUCAAUUCAUGAUAAUGGAUUCAGAAAUUAUAACACUAGUGUUGAUGCACAGAGAAGUAAGCUGAAUAAUAUAACUGAACAUCCAGAACGAUCAGACAAGGACAGUUCUAGUGCUUAUAAUACAGCUGAAAGCUGUAGAAGUACACCUUUAAAUAUGGAUCGAUCCCCAGACAGUUCCCUUCAAAGAAUUAUAAGCAUUACCAACCGAAAAAAUAUUAGGAGCACUAUUGUUGCAAAUCAUAUAUCUUCUGGACUGAGUAGUUUUGAGAACACCCCAACCAGAUCACAGACUAGUGUGCAAAGUCAAAGCAUUGAAUGUCUUGAUAAAAAUAUGUUAGAAUGUAGUAAGUUCUCAAAAUACAAAAAACAAAGCACUGAAGAAAUUCCUUACCUUUCACCAUAUCAUAGCUCAACCUAUAGCUGUGGAAAUGUACCAGUGCAUGCAAGGCAUUAUCAAAGUUACAUGCAACUUAUCCAACAAAAAACUGCAGUUGAGUAUGCCCAAAGUCAGCUAAACUUAGUAACUAUGUGUAAAGACUCACAAAGGUCCACAGAGCCAAGGAUGGAAUGGAAAGUGAAAAUUAGGAGUGAUGGGACAAGAUAUAUCACCAAAAGGCCAGUAAGAGAUAAGCUUUUGAAAGAACGUGCCUUGAAAAUCAAAGAAGAGAGGAGUGGAAUGACUACAGAUGAUGAUACAAUGAGUGAAAUGAAAAUGGGUCGGUAUUGGAGCAAAGAGGAGAGAAAGCAGCACCUUAUGAGAGCUAAGGAGCAAAGGAGACGAAGAGAAUUUAUGAUGAGGAGUAGACUGGAAUGUCUAAAGGAAAGUCCUCAGAGUGGGAGUGAAUCCAAAAAGGAAGUUAGCAUAAUUGAACUGAGUCACAAAAAAAUGAUGAAAAAACGCAACAAGAAAAUUUUAGACAACUGGAUGACAAUCCAAGAACUUAUGACACAUGGUGAAAAAUCUCCAGAUGGAGCCCGCUUACAUAAUGCCUUUUUAUCAGUCACUACUGUUUGAGUAUGACUGCCAAGAAGUAUGCUACCUUUUUAGGUAGAGUACUAUUGCCUCGUUCAAUGUGGC
This is a messenger RNA of Bombina bombina (fire-bellied toad), 2397 nucleotides long. It is a transcript of the gene PDZRN4, whose product is annotated as PDZ domain containing ring finger 4. The record is from RefSeq and is a predicted model, not a curated record. The coding region runs from base 1 to 2334 and encodes 777 amino acids. Gene Ontology annotation, molecular function: protein binding. The transcript is spliced from 8 exons. NCBI's taxonomy places the organism in Eukaryota, Metazoa, Chordata, Amphibia, Anura, Bombinatoridae.